Molecule: messenger RNA, 3653 nt
Organism: Quercus lobata
Lineage: Eukaryota; Viridiplantae; Streptophyta; Magnoliopsida; Fagales; Fagaceae
Product: TMV resistance protein N-like
Exons: 8
Coding region: 380-3592 (1070 amino acids)
Biological process (GO): defense response; signal transduction
Molecular function (GO): ADP binding
Source: RefSeq, a predicted model, not a curated record
AUAAAUAUAAGAUCAUCCACCAAGUCUAUAGGCUAUACAAGCAUUAUAUGUCCCACCAAACAUGGUGCACUGAUUUUUGUCAAUUUGCUAUGCUUUCAUCCAUCAUGGCCCAAGAAACCUGUUCUUCUUCUUCAUCCCCAUCCUCAUCCUCAUCCAACCAAACAUGGAGUUACGAUGUCUUUGUUAGUUUCCGUGGCGAAGAUACCCGCUACAAGUUUACCGAUCACCUCUUUGCGGCGUUGGACCGGAGUGGGAUUCACAGCUUUCAAGAUAACAGAGAGCUUGAGACGGGGGAAAAUAUAUGGUCCAAGCUUGAGGAGGCAAUCCAGAAGUCCAGGAUUGCCGUUAUAGUGUUCUCAGAAAACUACGCUAAUUCGAAAUGGUGUCUGAGAGAGCUGGCGAAGAUAAUGGAAUGCAGAACUUGCAACAAAUUGUGCUGCCCGUUUUCUACGAGGUUGAUCCUUCCCACAUUCGAAAUCAAAAGGGGAGUUCGGAAAAAGCGUUUGUCAGUUAUGAGAAGCGUUUUGGGGAAGUCGAGGUGAAGAGGUGGAGAGCUGCUUUGAAUGAGGCUGCAAACUUGUCCGGAUGGCACUCGCAAAAGGAAGAACAUCGUUUUGAGUCAAAAUUUAUACGGAAAAUUAUUGAAGACAUUUCCGGCAAACUAAAUGAGUUGGCACACCUUACGGUUGCAUCCCACCCAGUUGGAAUUGAGUCUCGAAUGCAAGAACUCAAUAAGCUAUUAAACAAACAUUCCAGUGAUGUUUGUAUGGUUGGGAUUUGGGGGAUUGGCGGCAUUGGUAAAACAACAAUUGCCAAAGCUAUCUAUAACCAACUACAAAGAAGGUUCGAAUCAAGUUGCUUCCUUGAAAAUGUAGGAGAAAUUGCUAAGCAAUCACAAGGUUUGAUUUAUUUACAGAACCAGAUUCUCUCCAGCGUCCAUGUAAAUGACAAUAGAAAAGUAGAAGUUGUUGAUAAAGGAACUACCGUAAUAAAAAAUAGAGCGUGGUGUAAAAGGGUUCUUGUUGUUCUUGAUGAUGUGGAUCACCAGGACCAAUUAGAUAAACUGGCUAUUAUGCGUGGUCAUUUUCAACCAGGAAGUGUAAUUAUCAUUACAACAAGAGAUAAGUCUAUACUCAAAUUGGAUGAGAUUAAUGAGAUAUAUACGCCGCUAGCACUGGAUUACCAUGAGUCUAUUCAGCUCUUGAGUUGGCAUGCAUUUGGGAAAGACCAACCUAAGGAAAAUUAUGUAGAGUUAUCAAAGGAAGUAAUAUAUUUUGCUAGGGGGCUUCCACUGACACUCAAAGUUUUAGGUUCUUUUUUGUCCGACAUGAGCACAACUGAAUGGAAAGAUGCAUUGAAAAAAUUAAGACUAAUACCUCAUGAUGAAAUUCAAAAGAAGAUAAUGGUGAGUUUUUGUUUACUAAGUGACACGCAGAAAGAGUUGUUUCUAGAUAUUGCAUGCUUCUUUGUUGGAAUGGAAAAAUAUUAUGUAUUCAAAAUACUCCAAGACUCAAAUUCAAUCCUUGAAAGCGAUCUAGGGGUUUUGGCUCGGCGAUGCCUUGUAACAAUUGAAACCUGCUCGAACCGGUUGACAAUGCAUGAUAUCAUCAGAGACAUGGGUAGAGAAGUUGUCCGCAAUAAAUCCCCCAAAUUUCCUGGAAAACGUUGCCGACUAUGGCUUCAUGAGGAUGUCAUUGAUGUACUGCAAUAUCACGGGGGAACAGAUUCUGUUGAAGGCAUUAUGCUAAAUUUGUCCAAGGACCAAAAUUUACAGGUGGAAUCCGGAGCAUUUGUGAAUAUGCAACAGCUAAGAGUGCUUCAACUAAAUUAUGCACAACUUCGGGGGAAUUUUCAAUGUCUUUCUAGGAGGCUAAGAUAUCUGGAAUGGUAUGGGUUCCCUCUUAAAUCCAUACCACCAGACUUGCACAUGGAAAACCUUGUUGCUAUUUACAUGCCUUAUAGUAAGCUGAUAGAACUUUGGAAAGGAACCAAGAUUCUAAGAAAGUUGAAGUUUCUUGAUUUUAGUCAUUCCUCUAACCUAAGGAGAACACCAGAUUUCUCGGAGAUCAUCAAUCUGGAGGUGUUGGUUCUUAAUAAUUGUAAUAGUUUGGUCGAGGUUCACAAGUCUGUUAUAUGUCUCGACAAACUAGUUACUUUCGAUCUUACAUACUGUAAUAACCUUGAGCUUCCCCAAGAGAUUGACGAGUUCAUGAAACGUGUAAACGACAGGGAAACAGGACUUAAACCCAAAUCGCCAUCAAUAAUAAGGCAAGCAUUUCACAUUCUCCCGGGGAAGGAUUACAUCAUUUAUUUUCCGGGGAAGCCAAGGCGGUCCAAUAGUGCAGCAGCUCAUCAUCCUUCUCAGCCACAACCACCUCUGAAGGAGAAAGCUACUUUUGUGGAGGUUGAUGUAAAUGUUCUGAAUACAACCUUUGAAAGGGAACCAGAGGGUUUGGCUCUCCCGUGUAUGAGAGGAGUCGGACAAUUCAAGAUUCAGGAAAUGUUUACUAUCAGCCAUUUGCAUUCCCUAGAGAGAAAACAUGAUUUUUUCUCAAGAUUCACCAAUCUCGCGGUGGAGGAUCUCGUAAACUAUGCAAGACUUCUAGAAAGAACUCAAUUCGGAGCUAGACAUGGUCUCAUGACUGGGACCCCACUCCCACUCCCACGAUUACAACUUCCACCAGGCGUACUAGUUAAGGACCUGAGAAUUCAAAGAUCAUUCCUGAGACCCAUUCUAACAAUGUCAACUGCAAGCAUCGCUCGAUUUCAUUUAUCAGUUGUUAUAAAUUUCAUUGAUGAACUCAAGCUUGAAUCUAGCUCAUGCAGAACACUUCUAAUAAAGCAGCUUUCAAAAGGUUUAGAAGCGAUAUAUGAAAAAUUUGCCACGUUCUUGAAAUGGAUAUUUGUAAAUUACUCUGAACUAUUAAAGGAGAGUUCUACAAAGCUUUUCGAGGAAUUGAUUGCAACCGUCAGUAUUAGCUGCUUCCUAUCUCGGGGUGAGAUUCCAGAGUGGUUUGACAACAUUAGUACGGGAUCAAUUUUAUCUUUUGUUGUUGUACCCCCACCGUUGAAGCAAGAGAUCCAAGGUUGGCUUUUAUGUGUUGUAUUUGCAACCCGAUUUCAUGAUAUUCAUGGAUUUGAUAUCAUAUGUAAAUUCAAAAAUAAUACCAAGGGCAUCGAGUGGCAGUAUGAAAAAAGGAAUUGUCGAGUAAACCCAAGUCAGGAAAAUAUGUGGUUGCACUCUGUACCGCUACAUGACAUUGUAUGGAUGUUGGAAGCUGGGGAUGUAGUGGAGUAUUCAAUACAAGUUAGAGGCAGUUUCCAACUGAAGAAGUUUGGGGUCAAACUGAUUUAUUGGAAUGAUACGGAGUAUUGCCGAUCCAAUUUUAAAGCGAGGAUCCAGAAUGUACCCGUGCCCCAUACGGAUGAUUUUCUUGAUGCAGUUGCUUCAAUAGAUCAAGCACUAUUGGCUGGUGAUAAGAAAAUCAACAUUUUCUAUUUACAGGAUCAACCUUCCGAUUGGGGACGUGGUUUACCCUACUUCCAUGAAAAUCUGCAAGGGACUAUGUUCUUUGAGAACAGGGCUCCCUAGACAGGAAUUUUCUUUUCUUUUGGUGAGUUGAGGGCAUAAGAUGUAGAAAGAUUUUUUUUUU